This is a messenger RNA of Marchantia polymorpha subsp. ruderalis, 886 nucleotides long. NCBI's taxonomy places the organism in Eukaryota, Viridiplantae, Streptophyta, Marchantiopsida, Marchantiales, Marchantiaceae. The record is from the annotation of a GenBank genome assembly.
CUCUUCUGCCGUCUCAACCCCGGGGCAACAUGGCAGGCAGAGUGCAGUGUGGAUGCUGUGAGACCUGAUAACCCCGACGUUUGCUGAAGAGUAGGAGGCCGAAUUCGUGGCGAGGCGUGGAGGGCCACUGGAGCCAGAGGGACCCACGCGAGGAGGUCCUGCAACCCUGUGUCUCCAUCAUUAGAGCAUUAUUUGCAGAGUAGGAACGGGAUGUUUCGAUCUCGAUCUCUGGAUGAAAACAAGGUACCAGCACCUGCCUGACACGGAACAAAGAGAACUCUGCAGAGGCUUAGUCUCUGCAGAGCAAUCGGAGGGAAUCGACAUCACUAAUAAUCCUCUGGACGCAACAUGGGCAGCCAUACUUUGUCCGUUAACAUCGUGUCAGCUCCUGCGUGCGUAGGAGAGAACAAUUUCCACCGGAUGCUUGUUGACGAGCGACGGGGAACAGUUACGUCCUUAAACGACGAUGUUUAUCCAUCGGAUUUCCUCCCAUUUGACAUGAACAUUAGCAGGGUUCCCCUUACGAUUGACAAAACUCCACCAACUCCGAUUGGAACGGCAGUGCCCUCGCUUGGCUCAGGUGUGAGAAGCAGUUGCCUCGUGGGAAUCCCGCCGAGGUCUGAAGAGACUUCAAGGCUGGCAGACUGUCCCACCGCGGGCCAAGACUCGACUCCGAAGCUUUUGCUGGCUAUCGGAGUUAAUGAUGAGCUGGAGACGACACCGAACUCGUAAUCCACCUUAUUGGUACGAUACCCAAUCGCAAUGGUGGAAAACCACUCCCAAUCACAGCAAAGUCUGCAAGAAGUUUCGAGUAAAGGUCUGGAAGACAUUUAGCCCACGUAAAUCUCUAGUGCUCGAUGUUUCUGGUCUCGUGUCUGUCUAUCCA